Messenger RNA from Cygnus olor (mute swan), 6645 nucleotides. RefSeq names its product cysteine and serine rich nuclear protein 3 (gene CSRNP3). Lineage: Eukaryota; Metazoa; Chordata; Aves; Anseriformes; Anatidae. Gene Ontology annotation, molecular function: DNA-binding transcription factor activity, RNA polymerase II-specific; sequence-specific DNA binding. The transcript is spliced from 7 exons. Gene Ontology annotation, biological process: regulation of transcription by RNA polymerase II. Bases 219 to 2141 code for a protein of 640 amino acids. Gene Ontology annotation, cellular component: nucleus. The record is from RefSeq and is a predicted model, not a curated record.
GGUGAGGAGGCGCAGGGGAGGCGGGCGGGGCCAGGCUGAGGGGAGGUGCGUGCGGCACGUCCGGGGGCGGCCCUGGCAGCGGCGGCUCGAGCCCAACAGCACCGCCACGACGGCGCGUGGAGGAGGCGCGAAGCGGUGCGAGCCCAACGGCUGGAGCCCGACGGCCGGCGGCGGCGGCGGCGGCACCGGCGUGAGGUGCAUGUGACAGCAUUGCAGCGAUGAGUGGAAUUUUAAAGAGGAAGUUUGAAGAAGUUGAUGGCUCCUCACCUUGUUCCUGUGUGUGGGAAUCAGAUGAUGACAUUUCUAGCAGUGAAAGUGCUGACAGUGGAAGCAAUGUCCAUCCAUCAGCGUCUAAUCAUUUUAACCGUGCAUGUGACAGCAUUGCAGCGAUGAGUGGAAUUUUAAAGAGGAAGUUUGAAGAAGUUGAUGGCUCCUCACCUUGUUCCUCUGUGCGGGAAUCAGAUGAUGACAUUUCUAGCAGUGAAAGUGCUGACAGUGGUGAUAGUGUCAAUCCAUCCACUUCUAAUCACUUUACCCCUUCGUCAAUCCUUAAAAGAGAGAAGAGGAAGAGAACAAAAAAUGUCCAUUUUAACUGUGUUACUGUGUAUUACUUCACGAGAAGGCAAGGCUUCACCAGUGUUCCUAGCCAAGGAGGAAGCACACUGGGAAUGUCCACUCGCCACAACAGUGUGCGCCAGUACACGCUUGGAGAGUUUGCAAUGGAACAGGAGAGGCUUCACCGGGAGAUGCUAAGAGAGCAUCUAAGGGAGGAAAAACUCAAUUCUCUAAAAUUAAAGAUGACAAAGAACGGUACAGUGGAAUCUGAAGAGGCGAAUACCCUGACACUGGAUGACAUUUCUGAUGAUGAUAUUGAUCUAGACAACACUGAAGUAGAUGAGUACUUCUUUCUACAACCCCUGCCGACAAAAAAGCGAAGGGCACUGCUACGAGCUUCUGGAGUGAAGAAGAUUGAUGUGGAAGAAAAACAUGAGCUGCGAGCCAUCCGGCUGUCCAGAGAGGAUUGUGGCUGUGACUGCCGUGUGUUUUGUGAUCCAGAAACUUGCACUUGCAGUCUUGCAGGCAUAAAAUGUCAGGUGGAUCGUAUGUCUUUUCCAUGCGGUUGCACUAAAGAAGGGUGUAGCAAUACAGCAGGUAGAAUUGAAUUUAAUCCUAUCCGUGUACGGACUCACUUUUUGCACACAAUAAUGAAACUCGAAUUGGAGAAAAAUAGAGAGCAGCAAGUUCCAGCACUAAAUGGCUGCCACAGUGAGAUAAGUGCACACACUAGUUCUAUGAGUCCAGGACCCCAUCCGGUUGAAUAUUCAAUUGCAGAAAAUUUUGAGAUUGAAACUGAACCUCAGGCUGCAGUUAUGCAUUCUCAGUCAGCCGAGGACUUGGACUGCCCUGGGGAAGAGGAGGAAGAGGAAGAUGGGAGUAGCUUUUGUAGUGGAGUUACAGAUUCUAGCACUCAGAGUUUAGCCCCUAGUGAAUCAGAUGAUGAUGAAGAGGAAGAGGAAGAUGAGGAAGAUGAUGAGGAAGAAAAAGCAGAUGAUUUUGUAGAAAGCAUGGGCUCCCAUGCUGAUAUGGUGCCUCUUCCUUCUGUCCUUUGCUACUCUGAUGGAACUGCUGUGCAUGAAAACCACUCUAAAAACACCUCAUACUAUACUAACUCUUCAAAUCUGUAUUACCAAAUAGAGAACCAUGUUGCUGGCACUGCUAACCAGAUUGGUGAGACUUACUCAGAAAGGGAUGCUGUAAAGAAUGGUAGUCUUUCUCUGGUGCCUUACAACAUGACUUCAGAACAGUUUGUUGACUACACACGGCAAUCAGAGGAAACUUUUAGCAGCCCUCAUUACCCUUCUGCAAACCCCUCAGUGAUUGUUUGCUGCUCAUCUUCUGAAGGUGAUAGCAGUGCUCCAUGUAACAGUUUAUACACUGAGCAUAGGCCAAGUCACUCUCAAGUGGAAUUUCACUCAUACUUGAAAGGUCCUUCUCAAGAUGGAUUUGUUUCAGCUUUGAAUGGCGAGAGUCAUGUACAAGAGCACCCUGCUGAGAGUUCACUAAACCUCCCAGAAAGGAGCAGACUGCACGAAGAGUGCAUCAAAUCACCAGUGGUAGAAACGAUGUUCAAGAUACUUUGAUGGAAAUGUGAUAUACUGGAUAGAGUACUUGGCUAAGACAGAGGAGACCUUUUGGCUUUGCCUUUGUCUUGCUCCAUCACUUGGAAGUGCUCUGGUUUGCAAGGUACUUAGAGAUGUUGUGAUAAAAAUAUUCUGUAGAACAGACAGAAUACUAUUUUUUCCUCUUUUUUUCUGGAUUGGUAACUAAAUUUCUGUACUGCAAACUAAGUCACUUUCCUAAUAAAGCCCAGUCCAGCUCAGAAGUGAAUAGAAAUUGCAUCACUAAUGUGAAACAGCAAACAAAAGCAAGCUCUUUUUUCCAUGGACCAAAUUAAUAAGCAAAAAUUUAACAAUGAAUUUUGUAAAGAAAAUCAGAAUAAAAGCUUGACUUACCUAUUGAGUGCCCUGCCUUUGAGCAGCAAGACUGUAAUUUGUCAACGACACCAUAGUUGGCAGCAACAGGCAAUCUUAUUCCUUUGCGUAUCUUCUUUUGCCAGUUGAAUCCUCUGAGUUUAAACUUCUUGCUGAGGCUGCUCCUGUGGUGAAGCCAGAGUCCUCACUCUAAGCUUAAGCAAAAGAGACAGUUGGACCCACAGUGCUGUUUUAAAGGCAUUUGCAGAACAAGAAACUCCUGUGGUAUAACUCAUGAUUUAUAUAAACUCGUGCAUUAUGCUAGUUUAGUUUCCAAAAGCAGUCAGGACAGGCACAGAAGAGGAUGAUAUGGGAAAUUCUUAAUCUUUAGGGGUGUUAUGCUUUCCUACUGGGGCUCAAGAGUAGUUAUAUCAUCUACUUUAUUACGGUUUCAGAACAUUUGAUGUAAAAUACUUAGAAAAACUAGAAUGAACUCAGAGAAUAUAUUCUAUAGAAUUUAUUUCUAAAAUCCUAAAUCUGAUUACUAUUUUUUUAACUAGUAGAAAGCUACUGUUAUUUUCAAAACAUGCACAGAGUUCAUUAACAUGUUUCUUGGCAUGAGAAAUUUCAACAUUUGCUUUUUCAAUAUUUCUUUUAAAAAAAUUGUACCUUAAUUUUGCUGUUUUCAGUAAUCACUGCCUAUAUGCAAAUUAUUAAUUGUCCAUUUUCUCCAAGAGGUGUGCAAUCCAAAGUACAAACCUUAUGAAGCAAUGACUACAUGCUAUUUAGAUGUAAAGAUAUCUGAGUGAACACAUGCAUGAGUUCUUCAUAAGUACUUCCUGUUCACUGUCUCUUCCUCCUCCUCCCUCACAGGCAGCUUUUAAUUUGGUUGCUAAAAUGUUCCGAAGCGUUGUUACCUAAGGAGGAAGAAACCUAUAAAUAUUGUUGAGAACUUUCUGCCACUCUACUGGCUGAUAUCAAGAAUUUUAAUUACUGUAAGAACAUCCAAUUCAUUUAAAACAUCUCCAUAUUUUGCAGCCUUAGUCUUUGUGUUUUUUCCUUCCUCCCUUAAUCUAUGUAUCUGGGAAAGGUUUGUUGUACAGUAUGGUUUUUCAUUAAAAUCAAAUGAAUGUGAGGGCAACUCUAUUGUCCUCUGUGCUAGCUACCCUUUACUCUGGAAGAAGAGUAGAUUAUAUUUUUCACGUACGUUAACAAGCAGACAAAUUGGAACUGGUGAAAAAUGUCCCCUCCACCUCAUUGGCUCUGAGUAGACAGUUGUCAGGGAGUGAUCCCAGCAGGGUUCCUACAGACACUCCCUUUCCAUACACACAAACAGAAAGGAAACUUAACCCCAUGAGCUGCCAACAUGUGGUAGGGGAUCCUCUUGAAGCCUGCAGAUCCAGAGGAAGAGUGUAAUGCUUGAUACAGUAGAGCCCCAGUACAGGAUGAAAACCUAUGAUUGGGGAAAGCAGAAAAACAUUGUGUAAGAAAAUAAAGUUUCCUUCAAACUAGGGUUGCGAUUUUUUCGUAAUAUAAAUAAUAAAUGAAAAACACCCUUUUUAAAAAUGGAAGUGAAUUACAUAUGAAAAAGGAAAAUUAAAAAUGUGUAUUGCUCUACUUCUGUAUAGUCUAUGGUAAGAAGGAUACUCAGUAUGCAGAUGGUCCCACUGACUGGAGAACCAUGUUCAUGAUACUCUACAUUGUUACUUUUCAAUUGAGAUGAUACCAGGGUUAGCACAAAAAAUAAAGGCAAACCUCAUUUAUGUAUUCAAUUAUUUUCAAUUGAAUCUUAGCAGUGACACUUUAAUAAAACACCUAAAGAAAGCUAAUGUCAAAUAGAACUAAAUCAAAGAAGUUUGCCUCACGUGUGUUUGUCUCUAACUGUGCACUUGCCAGUAAGCCAUCAAGACUGGAUUAGCUUUUCUUGAUGGACAGGAAAAAUGGUGGAAUGUACAAAUGUACAAAUGAACACCACUGUUCUAACAUGAGGAUCAGAUAAUCCUUUUGUCUCGAGACAUGGGCAGAUACACCCUGGGGUGAGUGAUGGGAGGACAGAAAGGUCAGUGUAGAGGAAAAGAAGGAAGCAGGCAGGAAGUGGAUUAAUAAGGACUAUAUAGGAGAGAAGAAAUGAAAAAAAAAAAAAAAGGAAAUGAACAUAUCCCCAGAAGAGGGAUGGAAAAGAAUAUGCCUGUUCACUACAAGUUUAGCCAUAUCAAAUCAUAAUAUGAAUUUUGUUAAUAUUUUAAAGCAAAUAUGAACUCGGUGCAAAUAGGAAAUGUUGUUUUGCCAUAAAAAUUGUAUGCAGGCAAACAUUAAAUAAAAGACUUAUCCAAAAGCAUGGGGUAAAAAUAACAAAGGAAAAUAAAACCCUAGAAGCUACACCACGUCUUUUCUUUGCCUAUGUCAACUAUAAAGUCAAGUUCAGUAUCAUUUUAAGUAAAUCAGAUCUGAGACACAUGUUCUAAUAUAUGUUCCUCAAAUAACAACAGACACUCAAAGCAAAAAAAAGAAGCAUGUGUCCUUUUUAUUAACAUUUUAGCUUCAAAUUAUCAAAUGGGGCUUCGUACAUUAGGGUAGCUAAUUUGUCUAAGUUUCUCCACCAGAAACUUUUUUCUUUUUUCUUUUUUUUUUUAAGAACUGCUCAAGAAUGAAAUUUGAAAUCUGGAUUAUGGGUGAAGGUCAUCCUUGCUGGGGUAGUGGGGGAUUAUUGUGAAAACAGCCACCCAUUUGUGUUUUUCUGAGAUGCGGAUUGAACAUAGGUUUUUAGCUUCUUGAAUAGAUUUGAACAUUAUGUGCACUGGCAGCUAGUUCUUCUAACAAAAAACAACAAAACACAAGAAAGCAUGCUAUUUUUCUAAAAACCAUUACAUACAAAUACCACCAUGUUAGUUUUCACAUAACAAUGCCCACAUAAACAAUGCUCAACAACUGGGUCCUUCUUUUAAUUGACUGAUGUAGGCACUUCUAUGGAAAUAUGUCUGAAGUGUAGUUUGUGAAACAUGUUUUAAAGUGUUUGAUGUAAAAUAAGCGCUAGACAUUUAACAGUGCAAAAAUAGUCAAAAUCUGUAGGUUACAAAUUUGUUCCUAAGAGCCUCAGCCUGUAAUAGUGUCUUAGUAAAGUCAGUCUUUUAAGUUAAAUUGCAUUCUGGUGUAAUAACCUUUUGCAAAUAAAAUGAUUAAUACAGAUUAGUGACUGUAUUAAUUUUAUAUUAUAUACCUGGUUAAUACCUGUUAACAUAAAACAUAGCAGUUUUGUUAUUUUGAUUUGUUUCUAUCUACAACUAAUAGUUAGCAAUUUUGUAAAAAACAAAGCAUUUAUUACAUUAUUAUGUUUAAUGUUUUCAUUGUUUUAGCAAAUACGAACUGUCAAAUUUACACUGUCUAUUCCAAACCUUUCUUUUCGAAGGUUCAUCUCUCUCUCUGUAUAUAUAUUUCCCCAUAAAAACAUAAAAUUGCUUUGAAAAUUUUUUGUUGGCAAGUGGUAAAUAAUAGGCCACAGCAUGGAUUCAAAAGUUGAUGGUCUUUCAGACGUAAUCCAUUCAAAUCAGACUAGUAAAAUUGUGGUGUAAUUGCAGCAAUUUGUUUACAAUUUGUACAUUACAUCUAACUUUACUAUUUUUUGAGAAAUAGAACUGUUAAGUAAUCAACAUUUUCCAUUACAGAUGAUCUUGCAUACUAAAGUUAUGGAGAUCUCAACAGUAAAGCAACAUAUUUAAUUGGACUACUGCUUUUAAACUGUUUGAAGAAGCGAAGGGAAAGAAAUUCCAUCCUAAAUCUGUACAUGGAAAUAAUUUUAAACUUCACGAACUACACAUUUCCUUAAUUAGUUUCUUCUCUUUCUUAAAUAAGUUGUAACAUCAAAGAUGCCAAAGGGUAAUAUAAGCUACAAUAAUAUUCAACAGAACUUAACCUAGACCUUAUGUUGUAAUAAUUUAUUCAAAUUAACUGUAUUCUUCUGUAUUUAUAUUUUCAGUAUUUAUUAUGAAUGAUAUGGAAUUUGAUGUAUUUAUUGUGGCUUACUACUGCAGUGUAUAUAUUACAAAAAUGAGCAUUUUUAAGUCUUAACAUUAGUUUUUUUGUUAAUUAGUGGCACUUGUAUCGGCUGUAUUUUUAUUAUAUAUUGUACAAUAUAUAUUGUCCAUUUGUUUGCAAUGAAGUAAAACAGGUUUCUACG